This is a messenger RNA of Pocillopora verrucosa, 810 nucleotides long. RefSeq lists its product as uncharacterized. NCBI's taxonomy places the organism in Eukaryota, Metazoa, Cnidaria, Anthozoa, Scleractinia, Pocilloporidae. The record is from RefSeq and is a predicted model, not a curated record.
AAGAGCAGUCUUUUUCUCGCACUGAAGUACGCUUCUGUUAGUCUGGUUGAAUAUUUGGGGGCGUAAACAUUGGCAGAGAGCUUUACACACCUGAAGGCGUAUUUUAUAAUUUUUAAAAUUACUCGUACACUAACUUGCCUAUGAAAAAUUCUAUACUGCUCUUGGCGCAAGGAGACACAGCUGAUUAGAGCGAAGUGAAACAACACGAGCUGACAAGUAAUUCACGAGGGAUUGGAACUGAUGGAUCCUCAUUUUCUAACACUCGUUAUUCUAACAACAGCCACAAUCAAGGGAACAAGAUCGUUAGAAUGCCAUCAGUGUAAUGCCACCUUGUUAGCAUUCAAUUGUCUGAGAAAUUCCAGUAUUGAGAGCUGCUCACAAGGUAGCGAGUCAGUUUGCAUGAGCAUUAAUGCCUCGGUGACAGAUUUAAAGGGAAACAAGUCAAAUUUGUUCUUAAGGCAAUGUUCGUCGAAAAGAGAAUGUUACUCGCUCCAGCCCUGCAGAGAUAUCAAAACUCACCUGUGGAGAGAGAGGUCCGGGCUACUUGUAGAGCCCAGCUGCCGCCCGGAAUGCUGUGCCACUGAUCGUUGCAACCAUCGUGUAGGAACACUAGAUUUGAAUAAAUCAAGCACCCGUAAAAUUAUACCGACAUCAUCUGGACGGAAAACUUCAAAAAAGUGCUUCGAAUUCGAGCCAAAAACUAAUAUACAACUAGAAAUCGGAAGCACUAAUAGUGGUCGACUAAUGAGGAAACAUAAAAUUUUCGUAUUGCUAUCAAUAUUUCUCUUGCUAACUUCACUGCCUUUUUAA